Auanema sp. JU1783 is the source of this 1503-nucleotide messenger RNA. NCBI's taxonomy places the organism in Eukaryota, Metazoa, Nematoda, Chromadorea, Rhabditida, Rhabditidae. The record is from the annotation of a GenBank genome assembly.
AUGUAUUCUCAUUCAACUCUUGUUCGAUGUAUUCCUUUAUUAGGAUAUUUAACCGUUUUCCUGUUGGCAGCUGUAACCAUAAGUUUGAAGUAUGAAGCAGCAAAAGAACAUAAGCUAGCUUAUGAGAAGUAUGAAGUUUAUGUCACUUCCGCCUACUACUACAACAGGUCGAAGAGCCUGGGAGACGCUUCGGUCGCUCUUAUUUUAGUGGCAGAUUUUGAGUUCGUCGAAUCAAUUGAGAAAAUCAAUAUAAUAGGAGAAAACAGUACCGGAACUGUUAUUCAGACAGCUCAGCUACAUAGUAUUCCUCCUCACAAGGUAUGUCGUUGGGUUCCAAUUUUCGUGACGACUCCUCUUCUUCACAAUUUGAAACAUCUAUCGGUCGAUUUGGGCAUAUCUCGAGUUCAAAUUCCUUUCCAAUUGGCUAUUACUAAAAAACACAACGUUGUAACUUGCAUAGCACCACUAUUUGCAAAUGAGAACUGGCAAUUAGCUUUGAUUUCAAUCCAUACCUAUAAACACUAUGGAUCCCACCUACAUAUCUAUAUAAGAAGUAUGAUAUCACCUCUCUUUGAUCUACUGCGUAUAUACGAGAAGGAAGGCUUCAUCACAAUAGAUCCGUGGCUGCGAAUCAAGUUGUCCACAAUCUCUCAAAAAAGAUUCAACCCCAAUCUAAAUGUAGAGUUCCGAAAUCAAGCUGGAGCGCAGACUGACUGUCUUUUAAAAUAUAAAGAGUCCGCCGAUUUCAUAUCUUUCAUGGACCUUGAUGAUAUUUUGAUUCCUCGACUAGGAUCAAAUUAUUUUGAAGAAUUUACUUCUCUAUUCAACUCCGCUCCUUAUGCGUCUUUCAUACAUUAUGUGAAAGAGAACGUAGAAGUUGAUGCUCAGAAAUAUGCCCAAGAUUUCAAUUUGUAUCAAAUGCUCUCCAGCAUACGUUAUAGUCAACAAACGGAAACUGGAAAAAUGGUGACCAAGCCUGAAUACAUUAACUACACUUGGAUUCAUUGGCCUGAUAACGGUCUCAUGCCCAACUACAAGGUACCUAGCGAUAUCAACUCUAUCACUCAUCUAAAAAAAAUAAACUUGGGCAUGUUUUCGGAAAAUGGAGGCACAGUGGAACUACCAUAUUAUGAACCUUCAAGUGGGUAUAGGUUGUACCCUACUCACCUCUUGGAGGAAAAAGAUCGCUUGACAAUCGAACAGGAAUUCCAGAGAAUUAAGAACUUGACCAUAGAUAUGAACAUUUUUGAAGAAUUACCUCCAACUUUCUUCUAUUCCCCCUUGAUAGCAGAUUGUUACGAGAGAACGUUCUACUCUUUGCAUAAUCAAGGUUUACAUUACCGUAUGAAAUGUCCCGGGCCGGAAAGAUGUUACUUCCCUGAAUCGCCUGGAUUAGAAUGUCAGAACGCUGAAUCGAUAUAUAGUUCAGCAGACGGCGAGUUAUAUAAUAUUCAUUAUCAUCAAAGAGAUCAUUUCGAAUUAGAGGACGGGUGUAGUCGAUGA